AAUUGGUUAUCGCUUUUGACGUAAGACGAAAGCUGGCAACGAGUAUUGGAAACGUAAUUGAUCAUGGAGACAAAAAUCUUCGCUACGACGUUUCUACUUCUGUUUUCUCUUCUCUUACCGCCAUCAUUGUCGUUUUUAGCGCACACUAGACAUGGAAAACGUGAUUUAGCUCCAGAGGUAUUUGAAGUAACUUGUACAUACUUCCUACUAGAAAAAUCGGUAGAUAUCGCAAAGUAACUCCACAUAAAAGUUGUCGGUUAAUGCUUACUCCUCAGGAUUUUAUCCACAAAAGCUCACAAACUUAGGCAGUAUCACUACGUAAAUGUAAACUGACAUCACAGAUAUACCCACAUCAAGCUUACAAUCUCCAUAUCCAACACCUUUUACUUGUAUAGUGAAAACGAUUGUAAACAUACAAAUAUUUUCAGUUAAGGAUGUCAUCGACAGACUCAUGUUAAGAUUAAGAUUUAUUUAACAGCUUCAUAUAACCUGCUGUUCUACUUUUAAGAAAAAACAAAUACUUGUCGGUUGAGUCACUGACUUUAAUUCCUACUCUGGUGUUCAGUUCAUGAAUGUUUGUUUUUUGGAAAAUUUGUCAUGGAAAGGCCUUAAUUGUUUCUUCCUUUUUCAUACACGCAUUGAGGAUUGAAGAUACCAUCUUUUUAUUUUUGUUUAUACUGGUUCCCUGUUUGUAUAAAUGAAACGUUACCUAAAGCCUUCCUUAAUUGGCUUCGGUUUCUUGGCGUAUUAUUAAAUUAACUAAAGAGCUAUUUAAAUAAUAUCAUUGUAUAAUAUAUUUUCUAAAAUCUUCAGGUGAAUUAUUUUAAAAAGCAUUCAAUUAUUCUUAGCAAUCUAUAAAAUAUCGUAAAGACGUUUGAAUGUCAUUCGAUACGUAAUCGCUUGCUUUUCCUCUCUUUUUAAAAACGAAUUUCUGAAACGUUUCCUAGGCUUACAAAUUUGGCCAGUUUAAAAGGAAAGUAUGGUUUAUUUUAUCUUAUUUUUUUUAAGCCUCAUUUUUUGAUUAAAAAGCACUCUGCAAAAAAUGGGCCGAACAAAGAACACCUCGGAUAUAGGUUUAAGUCAGAUUUGUCCCCUUUAUUUUUUAUCGUUAAUAUCAAUUCUGUAUUUCUCACAAAUUAAACUGUGAUUAUGGCAGAUGUUGUCAAAAUGAAAUAACCUAACUUUAUUCCGUCUUAAAGAGACCACGUUUUAAAUUUUAGACUUUGCAACAAAGCUGUUUUGAACUUAUUUGAUUCAGAUCAUCGACUUAUGGAGUUUUUUUUAUGUUUAUUUACCUUCUCUAAAGUAACCUUUUGUUGUAUUGUAUUCUUCUCUGCCCGAACCCCACCUGCGCCUGCGUGCGGGUUUAUUUUAUUGUUCAAUCCAUUCAACAAACUCACGGUACACACACCUGCAGUUUAUGAUAACGGAAAAUAAAGAACAAUUACUUGAAGUUUCUAAUGGUCUUAAGAACAGGAAGUGGCCGUUUUGUUUGAUUUGAGGUCGGGUAUUCGACGUAUACGACUUUGAACCUUUACAUGGCUUUCAAACUUUGCAUUUAGGAAGUCAUCUGGGUUCUUCAAACUCGAGUCUUGAAUUUUCUCAUAACAAAAUGAAAAAAUUUAAUUUAUUUUUUAUUAUGAAAAAUAUCAAGGGAUCAAGGCAUGCAGAUAGUUUAUUCCAUUAAUAAAUUACGGCUUAGGAUUAUUCGGGCUAUUCCUGCUAUUGUCAUUAAUACAUAUAUAUACAUUUUCUUUUCUUUUCUUUCUUUCUUCUUUUUGCUUUACCUAAGGUGAACACCAAUGCUGAACUAAGAGAGUUUUGCCAACAAGUGGAAAGGAGAUGCCUGGAGAGUAUAUACUCUUGGAGGGAAUCACUUAAAGGAGAGAAAGGACAUCAAAGACAAUUUAAAAGAGGCCCGAAGAUAGAUAAUAAAUUUUUCUCGGAUAACAACACUCCCUGA
Porites evermanni is the source of this 1963-nucleotide messenger RNA. The record is from the annotation of a GenBank genome assembly. Lineage: Eukaryota; Metazoa; Cnidaria; Anthozoa; Scleractinia; Poritidae.